Cydia pomonella (codling moth) is the source of this 13435-nucleotide messenger RNA. It is a transcript of the gene MRP, whose product is annotated as ATP-binding cassette sub-family C member 3. Gene Ontology annotation, molecular function: ATP hydrolysis activity; ATP binding; ABC-type transporter activity. The record is from RefSeq and is a predicted model, not a curated record. The transcript has 28 exons. Bases 424 to 7851 code for a protein of 2475 amino acids. Gene Ontology annotation, cellular component: membrane. Gene Ontology annotation, biological process: transmembrane transport. NCBI's taxonomy places the organism in Eukaryota, Metazoa, Arthropoda, Insecta, Lepidoptera, Tortricidae.
UACAAAAAAACUGAAUCCAUAUGAGUAUUGCAACAUUUUCAAACACUAUUUCUAUUUUUUUUCCUCUUGCUUGCUCUUCCUUGACUUCCUUCUGUCACGCUGCGUGAGUCGUGUUGUCUCGUCGCCGUCGCGCUGUGCGAUUAUCGUGGGCGCUAUACAAUGUUGUAAUCGACCAUACAACACCUUCAACAUUCUUUAAAUUUUAGAACUGAAAUACAUACAUCACCCGCCAACGUGUUGUGCAGCUCAUAGCUGAUAAAUAACGGUCGCCGUUUUGGCAGUUAUCACAUGUGUUGAGUGUAAAAAAAGUUAAACAUCCAGUGCGAGAGUAAUUUUCUGAUAAGUUUUAUAUGAACGGCCGUUAGAUUUGUCGUUGCAAAUCUAUGGGAGAUAACUGGUUCCACGCUCACGUAAUAAGUGACAAUGUCUCUCGAGUCUCCGCUUGACAGAUUCUGCGGCUCCAAGUUUUGGGACAGCAACCUAACAUGGCACACAGACAACCCAGAGCUCACAGAAUGCUUCGAAAAGACCGUCCUCAUCUGGGUUCCCUGCAUAUUCCUCUGGCUGACCGCGUUUCUCGAAACAUACUACAUCAUCAACAGCAAGGAGAGGAACAUCCCAUGGAACCCGCUCAAUAUCAGCAAGCUCAUAAUAACGAGUUUGCUAAUAGUGUUAACUUUUGUGGACUUGGGGACGACAGUGCAUCGGUUCUCGAGGCAGGAGGAGGAUGUGUUCAACGUGGAUUAUUAUACGCCUAUAGUUAAGAUAUUGACGUUUAGUUUAUCAGCAACAUUACUAUAUUACAACCGAAAAUACGGCUUGCGAGCAUCAGGGGUCCUGUUCUUCUUCUGGCUACUCCUAGUAGUCGCGGGCAUCCCGCAGCUCCGCUCAGAAAUCUUCCUGCACAACCAGAAGCAAGACGACGAGAACGUACAAUACGCGUUCGUCAGUUAUUGUCUGUACUACAUAUUGGCGGUAGUCAUGUUCCUACUUAACUGCUUUGCCGACUUACCGCCUAGAGAUACGCCGUACAAAUAUGAAAAGGUAAAUAAUAUACUACUAAGUAAGCGUUUCCACGAUAUCCUCAUCAGAUGUCCGAUACAACACAUCCUACACAACCAGAAGCUGAACGACGAGAACGUACAAUACGCGUUCGUCAGUUAUUGUCUGUACUACAUAUUGGCGGUAGUCAUGUUCCUACUUAACUGCUUUGCCGACUUACCGCCUAGAGAUACGCCGUACAAAUAUGAAAAGAAUCAAUGCCCUGAGAGCGCAUCAGGGUUCCCCAGCCGGCUAACGUUCAGCUGGUUCGACCCGCUUGCCCUCACCGGGUUCCGCAGAAGUCUGACCGAGAGCGACCUCUGGGCGCUCAACCCGUCAGAUUCCUCGAAGGAGGUCGUGCCCAAGUUCGACAAGUUCUGGGAGCGGUCGUUGAGGAAACAGGAGAGUUCGAGUGAAACGCGGGCGACGUACAGCAAAACAUCGGCCAGUGUCAAUUUCAAGCCAGAGAGCGAAAGAAAACCCGUGUCUAUACUACCAGCGAUGUGCUUUACAUUCGGCCCGCAAUUCUUUUUCGGCUCAACCUUGAAAUUAGCCAACGAUCUGUUGAUGUUCGUUUCGCCACAGCUGCUCAAAUACCUAAUAGCCUUCAUAGGAGAAAAAGACACACCAGUAUGGAAAGGCUACCUUUACGCAGUGGGCCUACUCGUGUGCGCCUCCAUACAAACCAUGCUUCUCGCGCACUACUUCACGAGAAUGUACCUUGUGGGCAUGAGAAUUAGAACUGCCCUCACUAGCGCCAUCUAUAGGAAGUCGCUCAGGAUGUCCAAUGCGGCUAGAAAGGAGUCUACUGUUGGAGAAAUUGUCAAUUUGAUGUCUGUGGAUGCUCAAAGAUUCCUAGAACUGACAGCAUACCUAAACAUGAUCUGGUCAGCGCCGCUCCAGAUAGCCCUAGCGCUGUACUUCCUGUGGGGCAUCCUCGGGCCCUCGGUGCUCGCGGGGCUCGCGGUCAUGAUCGUGCUGAUCCCCGUCAACGGCGUCAUCGCGAACAGGGUCAAGAGUCUGCAGAUCAAGCAGAUGAAAUACAAGGACGAGAGGGUUAAGCUGAUGAACGAAGUGCUCAAUGGAAUUAAGGUUUUAAAAAUGUACGCGUGGGAGCUCAGCUUUCAGGACCAAAUUCUUAAGAUAAGAAACAAAGAGAUGCACGUGCUCAAACAGUCGGCAUACUUGAAUUCUGCGACGUCGUUCAUUUGGUCUUGCGCUCCUUUCCUGGUGUCGCUGAUGUCGUUCGGGUGCUAUGUACUGGUAAAUGACACCGAGGUGCUGGACUCUAAGAAGGCUUUCGUAGCGCUGUCUCUUUUCAACAUCCUACGUUUCCCACUAUCUAUGCUGCCUAACGUUAUAUCCAAUAUCGUACAAACUUCUGUGGGUAUAAAGAGAUUGAACAAAUUCAUGAACUGCGAUGAGUUAGACAUGAACUCGGUCGAACACGAUCCUAAAGAACCAAACCCACUGGUAAUGGAAAACGGGAACUUCUCCUGGGGCGACAAAGACGCAGAACUCACCCUGAAAAACAUCAACCUGACAGUGCCGAAGGGUCACUUGGUGGCCGUGGUUGGAGCUGUGGGUUCCGGGAAAAGCUCCUUGCUGUCUGCGUUCUUGGGCGAGAUGAAUAAAAUCUCUGGACGGGUUAAUACUAAUGGUAGCAUAGCAUACGUCCCACAACAGGCCUGGAUCCAAAACGCGACGCUGCAAGACAACAUCCUGUUCGGCAAGCCACUCGCGCAGCAGAAGUACAGCGACGUCAUCGGCAUGUGCGCGCUCAAGCCGGACUUCGACAUGCUGCCUGGCGGCGACCAGACCGAGAUCGGCGAGAAGGGUAUAAACUUAUCCGGCGGCCAGAAGCAGCGCGUGUCACUCGCGCGAGCAGUGUAUUAUGACGCGGACACGUACUUCCUGGACGACCCGCUCAGCGCCGUCGACUCGCACGUCGGGAAACACAUCUUCGACAAGGUUCUCGGCCCCAACGGUUUGCUCAAAGACAAGACCCGGCUGUGGGUGACGCACAACGUGUCGUACCUGGCGCAGACGGACCUGGUGGUGGUGCUGAAGGACGGCGCCGUGUCGGAGGCGGGCAGCUACCAGCAGCUGCUGGAGAAGAAGGGGGCCUUCGCCGAGUUCCUGCUGCAUCACCUCAGCGACACGGAGAGGACGUCGCCUGAAGGUAUCCUAUACAAAGACAAGACCCGGCUGUGGGUGACGCACAACGUGUCGUACCUGGCGCAGACGGACCUGGUGGUGGUGCUGAAGGACGGCGCCGUGUCGGAGGCGGGCAGCUACCAGCAGCUGCUGGAGAAGAAGGGGGCCUUCGCCGAGUUCCUGCUGCAUCACCUCAGCGACACGGAGAGGACGUCGCCUGAAGGUAUCCUAUACAAAGACAAGACCCGGCUGUGGGUGACGCACAACGUGUCGUACCUGGCGCAGACGGACCUGGUGGUGGUGCUGAAGGACGGCGCCGUGUCGGAGGCGGGCAGCUACCAGCAGCUGCUGGAGAAGAAGGGGGCCUUCGCCGAGUUCCUGCUGCAUCACCUCAGCGACACGGAGAGGACGUCGCCUGAAGGUAUCCUAUACAAAGACAAGACCCGGCUGUGGGUGACGCACAACGUGUCGUACCUGGCGCAGACGGACCUGGUGGUGGUGCUGAAGGACGGCGCCGUGUCGGAGGCGGGCAGCUACCAGCAGCUGCUGGAGAAGAAGGGGGCCUUCGCCGAGUUCCUGCUGCAUCACCUCAGCGACACGGAGAGGACGUCGCCUGAAGGUAUCCUAUACAAAGACAAGACCCGGCUGUGGGUGACGCACAAAGUGUCGUACCUGGCGCAGACGGACCUGGUGGUGGUGCUGAAGGACGGCGCCGUGUCGGAGGCGGGCAGCUACCAGCAGCUGCUGGAGAAGAAGGGGGCCUUCGCCGAGUUCCUGCUGCAUCACCUCAGCGACACGGAGAGGACGUCGCCUGAAGGUAUCCUAUACAAAGACAAGACCCGGCUGUGGGUGACGCACAACGUGUCGUACCUGGCGCAGACGGACCUGGUGGUGGUGCUGAAGGACGGCGCCGUGUCGGAGGCGGGCAGCUACCAGCAGCUGCUGGAGAAGAAGGGGGCCUUCGCCGAGUUCCUGCUGCAUCACCUCAGCGACACGGAGAGGACGUCGCCUGAAGGUAUCCUAUACAAAGACAAGACCCGGCUGUGGGUGACGCACAACGUGUCGUACCUGGCGCAGACGGACCUGGUGGUGGUGCUGAAGGACGGCGCCGUGUCGGAGGCGGGCAGCUACCAGCAGCUGCUGGAGAAGAAGGGGGCCUUCGCCGAGUUCCUGCUGCAUCACCUCAGCGACACGGAGAGGACGUCGCCUGAAGGUAUCCUAUACAAAGACAAGACCCGGCUGUGGGUGACGCACAACGUGUCGUACCUGGCGCAGACGGACCUGGUGGUGGUGCUGAAGGACGGCGCCGUGUCGGAGGCGGGCAGCUACCAGCAGCUGCUGGAGAAGAAGGGGGCCUUCGCCGAGUUCCUGCUGCAUCACCUCAGCGACACGGAGAGGACGUCGCCUGAAGAACUUGAGGAAAUUAAAGACGUGCUUCAGAGCAAACUUGGCACAGAGUUCAAGGACAAACUGCAGAGGGCCCGUUCACUGUCGGAGAGCGCAUCGGAAUCCGAACAGGCUGCUACAGGAGACCGCGCGGGCAGCGUCAAGAGAAAAACGCCGGAAGCGACACCUGCCGAACUGAAGGAGAAGAACAAACUCAUUGAGUCCGAGAAGGCGGAAACCGGCAGUGUAAAAUGGAGCGUGUACAAGCACUACCUGAUGAAUGUGGGCGUUAUGGCGUCCGCUGUGACCGUCCUCAUGAACCUGGUGCUGCAGGUGUUCCAGGUCGGCUCCAACUACUGGCUCGCCGUCUGGUCCAACGACACCGACAUGGUCAGUACCGCCUCAUACUGUACAACAGUUGUAGCGCCCGCUGUGACCGUCCUCAUGAACCUGGUGCUGCAGGUGUUCCAGGUCGGCUCCAACUACUGGCUCGCCGUCUGGUCCAACGACACCGACAUGGUCAGUACUGCCUCAUACUGUACAACAGUUGUAGCGUCCGUCGUGACCGACCUCAUGAACCUGGUGCUGCAGGUGUUCCAGGUCGGCUCCAACUACUGGCUCGCCGUCUGGUCCAACGACACCGACAUGGUCAGUACCGCCUCAUACUGUACAACAGUUGUAGCGCCCGCUGUGACCGUCCUCAUGAACCUGGUGCUGCAGGUGUUCCAGGUCGGCUCCAACUACUGGCUCGCCGUCUGGUCCAACGACACCGACAUGGUCAGUACUGCCUCAUACUGUACAACAGUUGUAGCGCCCGCUGUGACCGUCCUCAUGAACCUGGUGCUGCAGGUGUUCCAGGUCGGCUCCAACUACUGGCUCGCCGUCUGGUCCAACGACACCGACAUGGUCAGUACCGCCUCAUACUGUACAACAGUUGUAGCGCCCGCUGUGACCGUCCUCAUGAACCUGGUGCUGCAGGUGUUCCAGGUCGGCUCCAACUACUGGCUCGCCGUCUGGUCCAACGACACCGACAUGGUCAGUACCGCCUCAUACUGUACAACAGUUGUAGCGUCCGUCGUGACCGUCCUCAUGAACCUGGUGCUGCAGGUGUUCCAGGUCGGCUCCAACUACUGGCUCGCCGUCUGGUCCAACGACACCGACAUGGUCAGUACUGCCUCAUACUGUACAACAGUUGUAGCGUCCGUCGUGACCGACCUCAUGAACCUGGUGCUGCAGGUGUUCCAGGUCGGCUCCAACUACUGGCUCGCCGUCUGGUCCAACGACACCGACAUGGUCAGUACCGCCUCAUACUGUACAACAGUUGUAGCGCCCGCUGUGACCGUCCUCAUGAACCUGGUGCUGCAGGUGUUCCAGGUCGGCUCCAACUACUGGCUCGCCGUCUGGUCCAACGACACCGACAUGAUCGUAAACGGCACCGUGAACAAAGAGAAACGCGACCUGUAUCUCGGCGUGUACGGCGGGCUCGGCGUCGGGCAAGUGAUGUCGGUGUCGGUGUCGUCGCUGGCGCUGUACCUGGGCUCGCUGGCGGCGGCGCGCGCGCUGCACUGCGCGCUGCUGGCCGGCGUGCUGCGCGCGCCCACCAUCGGCUUCUUCGACUGCACGCCCGUCGGCCGCGUGCUCAACCGCUUCAGCAAGGACGUGGACGUGCUCGACAACGUGCUGCCCAUGACGCUGCGCGGCUGGACCUCCUGCUUCUUUGCGAGCUAUAAAGCGGUAAUGAUUGUUACAGCCUUCACCUCAUUUUUCACGGAUUUGAUACCGUCGUUGGCGUGCCUGAAGGCGGCCAUGUUCGUGCACGGCAACUUGUUGGACAAUGUGUUAAAGGCCCCGUUGCAAUUCUUCGAGGUGACGCCGCUGGGCAGGAUUCUCGCGCGGUUCUCGAAAGACGUGGACGUGGUGGACCAGUCGCUACCGAUGGAGACCACGGACGUUUUGUAUUGCAUGUUUGAGGUCCUCGGAACGUUAUUCGUCAUCAGCGUAUCCACGCCCAUCUUCUUGGGCGUUAUCAUACCCGUGGGUGUCCUCUACUACGUCAUCCAGAGGUUCUACGUGUCCACCUCGCGGCAGUUGAAAAGACUCGAGUCCGUGUCGCGGUCGCCGAUAUUCUCGCACUUCGGAGAGAGUAUUACGGGCGCGACCACUAUACGCGCUUAUGGAGUCACACAGAGAUUUGUGGAGGAGUCUGAACGCGGCGUUGACCACAACCAGUCCUGCUACUACCCGAGCUGCAUCGCCAACCGCUGGCUCGCGGUGCGGCUCGAGAUGAUCGGCAACCUUAUCAUCUUCUGCGCCGCGCUGUUCGCCGUGCUCGGCAGGGAGGACGUCGACCCUGGCAUCGUCGGCCUCUCCGUCAGCUACGCGCUGCAGAUCACUCAAACUCUUAAUUGGUUGGUGAGGAUGACAUCUGAAGUGGAAACAAACAUCGUUGCAGUAGAAAGAAUAAAGGAAUACGCUGAAACGCCGCAGGAAGCCGUGUGGACGGUGGAGAAGGGGCCGGGCUCGACGUGGCCGGAGACGGGCGCGCUGCAGCUGGAGGGGCUGACGCUGGGCUACCGGGCCGGCGAGCCCGCGCUGCGCGGCGUCACGUGCGCCGUGGCGCCCAGGGACAAGCUCGGCAUCGUGGGCCGCACCGGCGCCGGCAAGUCCACGCUCACGCUGGGCCUGUUCCGAAUCGUAGAAGCCAUAAGCGGCCGCAUCUUAAUCGACGGCAUCGACAUCUCCACCAUCGGGCUGCACCAGCUGCGCUCGCGCAUCACCAUCAUCCCGCAGGACCCCGUGCUGUUCUCGGGCACGCUGCGCAUGAACCUGGACCCCUUCGACGCCUACUCCGACGACGACAUCUGGCGGUCGCUCGAGCACGCGCAUUUGAAAAACUUUGUGCAAGGUCUAUCAGCAGGUUUGCGACAUGAGAUAUCCGAGGGCGGCGAGAACCUCUCCGUGGGCCAGCGGCAGCUCGUGUGCCUGGCGCGCGCGCUGCUGCGCAAGACGCCGCUCCUGGUCCUGGACGAGGCCACUGCCGCCGUGGACCUGGAGACCGACGAGCUCAUACAGAAAACGAUCCGGUCGGAGUUUGCGUCGUGCACCGUGCUGACCAUCGCGCACCGCCUCAACACCAUCCUGGACUCCACGCGCGUCAUGGUGCUGGACAAGGGGCAGCUCGUGGAGUUCGCGCCGCCCGACCAGCUGCUGCAGGACAGGAACUCCGUCUUCUACGGCAUGGCCAAGGACGCCGGCCUCGUCAGUUAGGCCACCCUACUAUUUCACUGAAAUUCCACCUAAUUUCUAUCUUUUAUGGUCUUUCAACAGUUUUUCUUUACCAAAAAUCGGUUGCCGAGAGGAUAUAUGUUCAAGGCUCUAUCAAAAGUGCACUUAAACAUAUAGAAACGCUAUAGACAGGUAUGUCUUCCCGUCCGACCAGCUCCUGCAAGAUAAGAACUCCUUCUACGGCAUGGCUAAGGACCGCUCGUCAGUUAGGCCACUACACUGCUAUAAACAAAACAGCCUAGUUCUGGUCUUUCAGCAGUUACACUUCAACGAGUGGUUUUCCAAGAAGAAAUCAAGCGUUAUGUACGUGUCCCACCGAACGGGCGGAGUCGGAGCGCAUUUCACAAUUUUAUGGCCGCAAGCCGGUCGACUGCUCGCGGACGCGGACGGCUCCGGACGGACUCCAUCACUUCUGUCAUACAUGUAUGAGCACAUUGAAAAUGCGCUUCGGAGCGGCCCGAUUCCGGAAUCAUACAUUAAUGUCAAAAAUAACCAGAUCACCUCACUCUAAAAUUUAAAGAAUUCCCUUGAUUUCUCUAGGAUCCCCUUGUCAGAUUCAAAUUUAAUGACAAUACCUUCGACUUUUGAAAACUGUCUUAUACUCGAAGAGUUCUCUCGAAUUCGCUAGGAUCCCAUCAUCAGAUCCUGACCUGGUGACAAUGGUAUCGACUGUGAACUGAACAUCCUUGCGGGAUCUGGCCAGGCAUAUUUUAUCCAAACUCUAUCACCAAUAGGUGAGUUUUCUGACAAGUUAUUUAGCAUGAAACUACAUGAAACGUCAAAACUAAAAGCUAAUGAUUAAACACAGUUUAUUUAUUUUUGUUUUUGGUUAAAUAUAGUUUAAUUUGUCUGCUGGAAGCUAACCAAUUGGUAUCAUCAUACAAACAAUGGCAGCUUUUAAUAAACCCGUCCACAACUUACCAGAUCAUUUGUAACACAGUUAAGACAACAAAGUGAUGUCGUCAUGAAGUCGCAACAUAUCCACGCAGUCUUAGAUACUUAUAUCGUAAAAAGAAAUGAAUCGAGAUGAAGAAACGUCGAUUUGUAUCAGCAUCAAAGUACACAAAAACUGUUGAAACCGAUCUCUAAUGAGCCUCCACUUGAGCUCGUGACCUAAAGAACCUUUGGGCCAAACGCUCAUAACGUAGACGUGUACAGUUUAUCCUUGGGUUUAAGCUAAAACUAAAGAUAAUUUGAAAUAGAGGUAGAUUGUCAGAGAAAAUUUUGUAGUCACAGUAAAUUUACUGCCAUCUUUCGAUACAUGAUUAAAAUUUUUACAACGCCAAUUGACUUUGAUCCUUAUUCUUUCACAGAUAUGUGUUUAAUUUGUUAAAUAUCAAAAAGUGGCGCCAGGUUACCGGGUAUCGGCUAAAGGAUGUAGAGCCAUUGCUCGACCCGAUGCCGCCAUACCUUUGGCCUUUGAUCUAUUAGAUGGCGCCACUUUUUGAUAUCUAACACAUAUCAGUGAAAGAAUAAGAAUCAAAGUCAAAUGGCGCUCUAAAAGAUUCAAUCAUGUAUCGAAAGAUGCCAAUAAAUGUACUGUGAUUACAAGAUUUUCUUCGAAAAUCCACCUCUAUUUCUAAUUCUCUUUAAUAAAACCAAGGUGGGGUAUAAGGUAGGUAAUCCUAGUAUAGUAUUAUCAUCACAAGAUGCAAUGUAAAGGUCGUAGUAGAUCUCAGUGCCCCGGCAAAGCAAUACACGGUGCUAUUUGUCGCUGUUCUAGGGUAUUUAUUAGUGGUACCUGCGUUGCAAUAUCUUGUCGAGAACGAUCACACAAGUGCCAAGUCGGAGUGCAACUUAGUAGUGGCAAAUAUACAUUGAUUGAGUAAGAGUGUUUCAACCUUUAUUUUUUUUUUUUCACCCUGUCCCAUCUCUUGGUCUAAUGUCAUUGCGUCUCAUUUUCUCAUUAAGCAAAAUGUUAGACGCAAAUAAACAUUGGACCGAGAAAUUGGUCAGGAUUAAUACCAUCCUAUGCGUUUAAUCUAAGACAAUUUCGUGCUUCGAAUUUGACAGGGAAACGAGAUGGCGCUGUUCAGCUUCGUACAUUUUGCGGUUGUCAAAAAUUGACGUUUGACAAAUCAUUGACCGCAAAACAUAUGGCGCAGUACAGCGCCAUCUAUGGGGCACGUUUUUUCUUAGAAUUUACCUCUGUAUUCCAAUCAAUUCUCUUCAGUGGUAGGGAAUGUUCGUUACAUCACGAUACGGGUCCAGUGUACAGUCAUAUUUCGAAAGUCAGUGAAGAGACCGUCUAUGCUAACGCUGCAUCGACUUGAACUGAACAAAGUGAGGUAGUGUCAUUAUGGACGUCAUAUUUUCAUAGAAAUUUGACAUUAAUCAAUAAUCAAUCAAAUAUAUUUAUUUGCAAAAACAGUAAGGAAAGUCUUAAUACAUUCGGUGCCAGCGCGUGCUACGCUCUACGAACGUAGCUGAUAACAUGCAAAUUUAUUUAUAUUUAUUUAUGUAUUCAGGUACCAAUGUAUUUUGCUUGCAAGCAACCGUGCAAAUAUAAUGUCAAAGCUAAGCAUGCAAAAAUAAUAAAACAUGAAUCAUGCCAUUAUCACAAUUUGUCCAUAUAAAAGCCGUGCAGAGUUGGCUUAGUCCGGCUCUAGUUGCAUUUUUGCUGUAGUAUAGAUUUUCUGGAAUAAUUUUUAUGUCUAAGACCCUAAUCUGUUAAACAAAAGACAAUGUUUAUUUUAUGCGAGCGGUCGGCUCCCGUGUUAGCUUGUAAAAGCAACAAUGUCGUUUAAAAAGCAACUGUAUCGUAAUAGUAUUAAGAUUCAAAUCUAUGUAACACCUCAUGUGUUGGUAAUGUAGGACGAUCGACCACCUUAAUGUAGGCGACCGCUCAUAUUAUUACGCGCUCACAUAAAAUAAACAAUGGCAUUUAUUUAAUAGAUUAAGCUUUGAGGCCUAAAAAAUAUUUUAGAAAAUUCGUACUAUGUAACGCCAUAAAAAACUCGUGAAGAUAAACUAUGGUAAUAGUUUAUUAAUGUUACAGUUCCCUCCAACGAUGUCUCCUCCUAAAUUGCACGUCGAUUUGGUGUUAUAAUUAUUAAAAUAGUAUAAUUCAAUUACAAUAAUGUGGAUUACUCUGGUGCGAAGGGUUACUACACAUCUGCAACUGAAAUAUACUCUUACGUUACCCUUUUCGUCAGGCAGCGGCAAUUUCGGUCCCUUUAUGAUACAUAAGAAGCCUUAAACUGAAAUUGUAAAUAUGUACAAUAAGUACUUAAAGUAAGUACUUAACAGUUAAUUUCAUUUUUAUUUGUGACAUCGUAAAACGUACGUUUUACCGUAAUUUUAUAUUCAAUUUUAAAUCUUUACGUUUUUGAACAGGGAAGUUAUUACAAUUUUAGAUCUUAUUAUUAAGCAUAUGUGUUGCCACGUUUUCUCCCACACUGCCUUCUAAAUUGAGAAUGAUAGGAUUUUUAAUCUUUUUAUGAAAGUGUCUCGAAUUUAUUAUUUCCUAGUUAAUAUAUAUAAAUAAAACAAAAAAAGAUCUAUUAACUUAAUUUUCAUUGUUGUAUGGUAACUAUGUUAUUUCUUAUGAUUACUCAUAAUAUUUGAUUAUAUAAAAGACAUUUAAGUUAUUUUAAUAUUUAUAAUAUCAAUAAUCCAUAGUUACAUAUUAGUGAGGCAAUAUUUGAAAUUGUGUUGGAUACUUAAUAUAAAUAUUCUUAAUUUAAUUUCGUCACAAUACGAUGUACUUAUAUUAUGUUAAAAUAGUACUUGGAACAAAUUAUUACUAGAUUUGUCAUUAUAAAUACUAUCAAAAAAAACAGAGACUUUGUGUACAUUUAGGCAUUUAUUAUCUACCCAUUUUCGUUUUAUCUUUGAUACUUGUUCGCAGAUAUACUUUUUGUAAAAUUUGUAUAAAAUGUAGUAAAUAACUUGUUAUAUGUUAAUAGUCCAUGUAUGGACUCUAUUGUAAUAUGCAGAAGGUUCAUAUUUUGAACCAUAUAGGCCAUGGUAAGCAAUACCUCAGACAGAAAAAUAAAUGCAUUUAUGGAUAAUAGUGCUAAGCAGAGUUUUGCAACCAGUGAAUGAAUAUUUUAUAUAUAUAGUUGAGCCUGUAUAUAUGUAAUUUUCUGAUUGUACACCCGAAAAGUUUUGGUUGUUAUACCACAGACAACUAGACAAGGCAAGACUUGACAAGGGUAAAAAUAUCGGCCAUCACAGGUAACAGGAAAAAUAGGUAACCGGUACCAUGAACGUGGCCAACGUCAAGAAAUCGCCUUUUCAUGCAAACGGAUUCCUCAUUUUCCACUCUGGAUAUUAACAUUAUUAAAAAUAUGUUGACACAAUUUACCCCUACUAUUGAUUUUAUUUUCGAAUUUUUUAUUAUUAUAAGAAUUAAGAGCAUUUGAAUAGUUUUAGGAAAUUAGUUUUUCGCUUCUAAUUUUUACGAUAUUUAUUUUAUUUUUAUGAUGUAAAAAUAAUUACCCUAAUGUCAUUCAGAGAGAUAUUGAUAUCCAGAGAGGAAAAUGGGGAUAACGUUAAGGAGAAAAGGCCUUCCCCUAAAGACGUUAAGCCGCGAUUAUACACCUUAUAUUAUACAGUACAGUCCGACUCAGAUAACUUUUCACAGACUCGAAUAGAACAAAGUGUGGAGGCGUCAUUAUAAUUAUGACUUCGCCACACUUAGUCAUUGCAAAUGUCACGCAAAGUUAUGUUGGUCCGACUAUAAUUGCAUUUUUUUUCUAAAUGUACUGUACAUCCGGUACAACUUUGACGUGUUGAAUUCUCGUCUCGGUCAAGUUGUCUGAGGUUAUCCUCGACCAUCAUAGUUUUUAGUUAUCCGCGCGCGUGGGGCAGAAACAACAGUAUUGCAUAGGAUAGUUUGUAAGAUGUUUAUUGCACGACAAAUUAGUAAAUCAUAAUUCAGUGAUUUCAUUUACUAGUGGUAUACCUAUAUGUGUACUUGGCCUUUAUAAUUCAUAAGUAGGUACUUAAAUUGCAUUCGAGAAAGAUAUUUUUAUAAAAUAACUAGAUAUCUUCUUGCUAAAUAAUAUUCUACAAUAUUAAGUUGUAAUUCACUUUAAAAUAAGUACUCACCUAUUUAUAACGUGUUUUGUUUGAAGACAUUUAUAAACUUUCUAAACUGCCAACUAUGCAACUAUAUUCAUUGAAUUGCUAGUUUUUCAUGGUACACCGCCAAUGCAAUAACAAGAAAAAUACUUAUUUUAAUUUAAAUUAUUGUUUUUAAAAAUAUUAUGAACAGAUCCAAAACAGCUUAGGACGCAACCUACAAUGGUGCAUAGAUUUACUCAAUUAACUUGCCUUGUUAAUUUUAAGUGUGUUUUAAUGUUUCACUUUGAUGUAUAUUGCGUCAGUUUGGUGCCAGAGGACGCCUUUCUUGAACGUUUUUGUAGAUUUAGUUCUAUUAUUAUAAGUUUGGUUUUCAUUUUGAAUGCACAGAAAAGUAGGUACACAAAUAUACAAAUAUGAAAAGGUUUUUAUUAAGUGACUUGGCAUUUUUAUAAAACUGAAUUUGUGAUUAUUGUUGUAAUUAUUAAUUCUGUCGAAUUACAAUGGUUCCCUUUAUAAUAAAAUUAUUUGUAAUAAA